AUGAGUGAACCAACACCAACAAAGGAAACGGGCACUACUUUUGUAGCCGGGUCACCUCAUGCGCCAUCUGUUACUACUUCGAAUCCCCCAUCUCCAUCAAUGCACCGAUCUUCUAGAGCUUCUACUACUCCAGUAGUAGCUGCUGCACCAGCACCAGCUGCAACUAUAUCUACUUCUCCUCCUAGCGACACCAACAAUAACAAUAAUAAUGUAUCAUCAUCAUCAAGUACUACUGCAGCGGCAGUUACUACAUCCUCCUCUACGACAACAACAUCAUCACCAAAUUCACAAAGUACAUCAUCAUUGGCAGCAUCUUUAUCAUCGACGACGACGACUACUACUACAACAUUAGCAACACCAGUUGGAUCGGGUAACUUGGUCAAUAACCUUCUUAGCGUAUCGAAUGCAUCUACAUCGUUGGUAUCAAGUACUGGAUCAAUUGCCACUCUUACCUCAUCCACCUCUGCAGCCGCCGCAGCAGCAGCAGCUCUCGCAGCCAACAACUACCACACCGAAGAGUUUCAAUUUGCACUAGAGAAUAAAAAGACUUUGAAACGUCUACUAAAAAUCUCUAAACAUUGGACUGAUUCAAUGAAAGUAUACUGUCAAAAUUCACAUUUAUUCUCUGAAGAAUUAAUUAAACAAUCCGAUCAAAUGAUUGGCUUUAAUCAACAAAAAGAAAAGAAUCUUGGAAAUAAUCUAGCUUAUUUUGGUAAUACUAUUAAAGCUGUUAAUAGUGUUCAUGAUCAAAUGUUGAAUGAAAUUCAAGAUGUAUUUAUUACACCAGUUGCCAAUUUUGUUGAUUAUGACUUUGCUGAAGUGGUAGACUCACACAAACGAGUAUCAAAGAGCAAGGAGGAUUAUGAUAUUGCGUUGGGUAAAAUAUCGGCAUCGAUUAAAAAGAGUAAGGCGGUUGAUGAAACUAGACUAUUUACAUACGAACAAGAGUUGGAAAAGUUAAAGGAUGGAUUAGAGGGCCAAAACAAAGAGCUAGAGGUCAAACUCAACGAACUGUCACACAAGAACGAAACCAAGUAUUUGAAAUCAAUGUUGCAUUUUGUCAAUGCUCAAUACCUCUUUUUCAACCGUGCCUCCAAACUCUAUGCCAACCUCAAGCCACGUAUCGAAGAACUUGAACGUUAUCUCGAAGAGAUUCAACCACCAAAGGUCGUCGAAGGUCAUCUCAUGAAAAAAUCAAAACAAGUAAUGGGUGGUUGGAAUAAAUGUUGGUAUGUCUUAAAAGAUGGAAUGUUAUAUUGUUAUAAAGGUAAAAAGGAAUUCCAUCCAGAGAAUGCAUUAAAUAUUUUAUUAUGUUCGGUAAGAUUACCACAAUUAAUUAUGGUAUCACCAUCUACAUCGAAUUUGGCUACUUCUUCACUUGGCAAAUCUGAAAAGGAAAGAGAAAAGGAAAAGGAAAAAGAAAAGGAAAAGGAAAAAGAAAAGGAAAAGGAUGAGAAAGAUUUGUCGGUUGACGAGCUCGGCAAGAUGCUCGGCGAGCUCGCUGCCUCUCAGUGUCGCGACGUCGUCCGCUACAUCCGUCUCAUGGGCCAAGGCGCCGACGUCAACGCCACCGACGCAGACGGCCGCAACACUCUCCACCACUCGAUCUGGCGCUCCGACGACAUUGUCGUGCCCGAGCUCCUCCUCCAAAAUAGUGCCGACAUUACUGCUACCGACUCGCGAGGAUGGACACCCAUGCACUAUGCCGCCUUUUUCAACCGUCCCCGUUGCGCUCAUCUCCUCAUGCGUCGUGGAUUCGACUCGGUCCGUGCCAAGCACCGCGACCAUCUCGGCCGUCUCGCCAUCGACUUGGCCGUCCUCAACCACUCCAAGGAAACGGAAAAGAUCCUCCGCGGCGAAGAGCUCCCUCUUGGGCUCACCAUGGACGCCAUCGAAAACAACACCGUCGUAGCCUUUGAGGCUAGUACUCCCGUCUCGACCGACUUUCCAAAAGAAGAAAUCCUCUCUGAAGACGACGACGACAAAGACGAACCAUUAAACCCAAAGGACGAUCUAGACAGCUGGACCUCAGAGAAUGAAAGUGUCGGUCGUGCAAGUUUCUCAAAUGAACAAGUCACCGGCGGUGAUGGACAACAACCAACCGUCCUCGUCCCACCAACAACCAUAGUCAACAACAAUGUAAUUAAUAACACAAAAAUAGAUUUAAAUAGUUCUUUUAAUAGUAGCCAUAGUGGUAGUUUUGGUGAUAUCAAUACGUUGGCAGCAAACACUAAUAGGGGAAUAACAGAAUCAUCAUCAUCAUCUAUCGAUGUCCCUGUUAUCAAUGUACAACAACCAAAUAAUAAUAACAAUGCUACUACUACUACAGCUACAGCACAAUCAACUACACCACCUCCACCAAACGGUCCACCUCUAUCAGUUUCACAAUCCAAACUAAAUCGACCAAAAUCUAAUCGUAGACCAUCGAUCCUUGGAAAGGCCGGUAGAAACACACUCAGAUUGGUCAAGAACAAGUUUGGUGGCAAGCAAGCCAACGAAGACAUCAAAGAGGGUGCAGUAGCCGCCGCUGGUGGACAGCCAACCGAGGCCAACGAACAAAGCGACGAUGAAUCUGGUGAUGAAGAUGUUACUGAAGCUAAUCCAGGUGGUGAUAAUGUUGGUGAAGAGCAUACUUCUAAUAAUCCAAAGUUACUCUCACAUAGAGAGUCGUUGGAUAGUGUGAUUAGUACUGCUAGUACCAAGAGUCGUACCAUGCCUGCAGGAGGGUCAUCCUACUCGUUGCCACCUUCACAUACAUCGAGUUACAAUGAUCUCACUCAGUCCACUCAAGAGGCAGAGGGAUCACCAAGCAAACAACCACACCAACCAACUCCAUUUAAAAUAUUCCUCAAACGAUUCAAGGGUAUUAGUGGCGGAAGCAGCAAAAAGAACAAGGACAAGUCUGCCACCACUCCACCACAACAACACGGUGGAUCAGGUGAAAAGACUGACAUGUCUACCGAAUCAUCUCAAACUGAUGAUGGAUAUGACUCUGCCGAUGAAUCAUUAAGAAGUGAACGUGGUGGUGAACCCGAAAAAGAAAAGGAAAAGGAUUCAACCGAUACAACUGCAACUGCAUCGACUCCAUCGAAAAAUCAAAGUCAAAGUCAAAAAAGCAUAGUCACAAGAAUAGUGAUAUAA
This is a messenger RNA of Cavenderia fasciculata, 3141 nucleotides long. Its product is annotated as ankyrin repeat-containing protein. The record is from RefSeq and is a predicted model, not a curated record. Gene Ontology annotation, molecular function: protein binding; GTPase activator activity. NCBI's taxonomy places the organism in Eukaryota, Evosea, Eumycetozoa, Acytosteliales, Cavenderiaceae. The transcript is spliced from 5 exons. Bases 1 to 3141 code for a protein of 1046 amino acids. Gene Ontology annotation, cellular component: cytoplasm.